Messenger RNA from Alligator mississippiensis (American alligator), 4396 nucleotides. It is a transcript of the gene GPR137C, whose product is annotated as G protein-coupled receptor 137C. Gene Ontology annotation, cellular component: lysosomal membrane. Lineage: Eukaryota; Metazoa; Chordata; Crocodylia; Alligatoridae. The transcript has 7 exons. Gene Ontology annotation, biological process: positive regulation of TORC1 signaling. The coding region runs from base 63 to 1211 and encodes 382 amino acids. The record is from RefSeq and is a predicted model, not a curated record.
CCGUCCCCGCGGUGUGUCGGUGAGUCGGGCGGGCGGGUGCAUGGCGGGGCCGUAGCGGGGCCAUGCCGCUGUCCGUGGCGCUGCGGCUGGGGCUGGCGGCGCUGCACACGGCGCUCUACGCCGCGCUCUUCCUCUUCACCUACGCGCAGCUCUGGCUGCUGCUGCGCUACCGCGAGCGCCGCCUGGGCUACCGCCCGCUCGGCCUCUUCCUCUGCCUGCUGUGGGCGGCGCUGCGCACCACGCUCUUCUCCGGCUACCUGCGCCCCGCGCCCGGCCCCGGCCCCGGCCCCGCCGCCCGCUGGAUGCUCUGCUGCCUGCCCGUCUGCCUGCUCUUCGCCUGCCUCUGCCUCCUCACGCUCUACUUCGCCGAGGUUAUAUUCAAAGUCAAAUGUGCAGCAGAAUUCAACAAGUACAAGGUCCUCAUGUAUCUGGGCUCCAUAUUUACCAGCCUUCUCUUCCUAGUUGUGAAUGUGACCUGUGCAAUGUUAAUCUAUGGAGAUAUUCCAGAGAAUCAGCUGAGAUGGACAGUGUUUGCUCAGGCGUUAGCCAAUGACACUCUCUUCAUUCUUUGUGCCAUUUCAUUAGCUUGUUGUAUGUGCAAACUUGCAAAAAUGUCUUCAGCAAAUGUCUACCUCGAGUCAAAGGGCACAUCUGUCUGCCAGGCUAUCCUCGUGGGCUCUGUAGCUGCCCUUCUGUAUUCUUCAAGGGCUUGCUACAACCUGGUAGCAGUGGUUAUGUCUCCAGACAGUAUUCCCAGUCCAUUUAACUAUGGCUGGGACAACCCCUCGGAUAAGAUCCACGGGGAAGAAAUCGGUGGAGAAGAAUUUGUGGUGUUCGGAGUGGUCCUCUUUCUCUGGGAGCUGGUGCCAACGACCUUUGUGGUGCUGUUCUUCCGAGCUCGGAGACUCUCUCAGAACUUGACACCAGGUGGAAUGAUAAACAGUCAUAGCUACAGCUCCCGAGCAUACUUCUUUGACAAUCCGAGGCGGUACGACAGCGAUGAUGACUUGUCACGACUUGGCGGAAGAGAUGGGGGAAGCCUGGCUGCCCCUCAGUGCUCCGGCUGGUAUGGCUCUCUGACCGGCAGCGACAGCUACCCUGCUGCUCCUCAUCUCGGUGGACCUACAAUAGAUAACGCCCCCCUGCUCUUCACUUCUGGCGACUUGGAAUCUAGCAAUCGCCAUGGCUUAUACUCAGCACCGCAGAACUGAAGAGGGCUACCGGAGGCAGCUCUCGGCGGUGUAAGAUUUGUAAUAAUUUGUUUUCUAAACGUCUAACUCCAUCUACGCAAACAUUCCAUCACCUAAUGCAGCCACAGACCAGGGCCUGGACUCAUGGGCUGCACGUAGUGAACAAGACUGACUCACGGUACCAUGUAGCAAAGUGAAGGUGAACUCUGGAAGCUUUUCGGUCUGUUUGUUUUUUCUCGAGAUGCUUGUUGGCAGCUAAAAGCACCAGAGCUUCCUUACUAGAGAAGAAACAUCAACUGCAUAUUUGCACUUUUAUCUGCACAUUCUGAAGGAACAAAUCUCGCUCAGACUCUCCCUGUCUGAAACUUUUUAAUUGCACAUCCGUAGCUGGGAGGUGUCGUCUUCCUGCAGGAACUGGAGCAAGCAUACGUGUUCUGUGAAGGACUCCGUGGUCUGACCCACUCUCAAAGGACAGUACAUCUCCCUCCCUGACGAGCAACAGGGUGCACGCUACUAUGGGGACAAUGAAGAAUGUCGAGGAAAGCAAAACGUGCCAUAUUUGCGCAAGAUGAAGGGAAUGUCUCCUUGCUGAGAGUGUGGGCUGGCUCUGACUCAAGGUUCUGGUUUCAAUGGACUGCUCUAAUGCCCUGCUCUGGGACCGUUGUGAAAGCAAACCUAAAAGCACAGGUACAGAAGGCUCGUGCGUACCAAGUAGCACUGAGGUCACUGAACAGCUCUUCGCACGUUAGUUAAAAGGAGAAAUGCUAACUUGGGAGGAGCAGAACUACCACAGCUGGUGUUAGGCUCGCGGUGUGAUCACUGGGCCACGAGGUAUGGGCAUGGCCACAUCAGGAAAACACAGCGAGGAGGCUGGGAAGCGGGUGUCAUCUGUGAGUCCUUGUUUUGGCCAAAACAAAUAUGUAACGAAGGCUGCUUUGAGCACUAGCUCUGUUCAGGAAUGCCCUGAGCAGCACUCAGUAUUUAUGUGCUUUUGGCAGAUUAGCAAUUAACUGAACCUUUUUAACCUAAGCCAAGACAAACCCAGGGAAGUCACUUUUGCAAAUGGGAUAGUUUUUGUUGUGUGUUCUCCCCUUCCUCCCCUCUCCAUAGCAGCGCUCUGACAUGGAAAUGGUGGCCCCCAUGAUGGCUGGAAGGGUUGUGUUCUAAUUCAGGUACUUAGCUGGGACCUCUUCAAAUCUCUGUUUCCUCUGUCUCUACUCUUUAGGGUCUACCCAACCUCCUUGCCACUGAUUGUGACCUAGAAAGUGGGUGCGGAGUGCUAUGGGCUGAAGUCCUCAGUAUUCAGACUGCAGAUAGACCCAUCCGCAGGGCAAGUAUAGCAGCUGACUGAGGAGUCUUUUAACAGAAUGGGUUGUUUUUACCCUCUUGGAUUGCAUUCCAGAACAGGCGUAGUCUCUCAGUCGCUCUUAACUAUGUCCAAAAGCUCCCUACUUGAAAUAGGAAAGCAGGAGGUGGCAGCCGGGAUUCACAGACCUAUUUAAAGCAGGUGCAUGAAUGAAUUGAUUUUUUUUAAAUACGCUUCUGGGUUACAUAGCAGUAGCUUCAGAAGAAUAUGUCCAGGACGGGUGCUGUUGCUGCAGUCAGUAGGACAGCCGCUGUCUCCAAUUUGUUGUAGACUUGUCCAGGGCACCUUCUCCCCUUUGUAUGCCAGCAGACCUUGUGCUACAGGGAAAGCUUGGCCUCUUAACAGGAGCUGCUCCUGCUAUUGAACUGCACAAACCUUCUAGGGUGGCUUGGCUUUUGUUUUUCUCCUUUGCUUGUAUUUGUUUUAAAUUUUUUAAUUGAAUUCAAACCUCUUGUUAGAGCAGAAUGUCACUAAAGGGACCGGGGAUGGCCACACAGAGAGGAAAAGGAUAGUCUGUCUGACCCAGUGGGGGUCACUUUCCCCAGGAGAUGCUGCUGGUACUUUCAGUAGGCCCAAGGGGCUUCUAGCCUUCUACACUUUUGUGAUAGGCAGGCUUGUGGCUGCGUGUAUGUUUGUGCAGGGUGGGGAGAAAAUGAGCGUAUGUGACCAGAACACGUGCUCAGUUUUCAAAACGUUGUAGAGCUUUGCUGGGCAGGCCUGGAGUCUAGAGAGCAAAGUCCUCCCCUGUACGUUGGAGCGUGUGCGAGGAGCAGAUCGGUGUCUGUGCUACACUGAGCUAGUCCUAGUCUGGUUAGCCACCACGUCCAGAAACGGAAAAGCUGGCUUGAAAAUCCUUCUGGGGAUACUCUGAGAUCCUUGGUAUAUCUUUGCUCUCGCUGGCCCCAGACACAGGCAGCCCGUGCUCAUUCUUGUACCCUCCCCAGCUGUUCUGGCAGAUCGGUGACUACCCUGCUCUAGUCCUUGAACCUGAGUGUGCUUCCAGGGGAUCAUUGUGGCUCUCCCCCUGCUGCUUUCUUGUAACUACCAACACGAGACCAGCCUCCUGUCCUGAGCUGCGAUGCGGAGCCGAGUUGCUCUGUCUGGAUCACUGUUCGACUUACGGUGAAACUAACGAGGGACCCAAGCUCCAUGCACUGCCCUUCUGUCUUCUCCCAUAAGUCACCAAAGACCAUACGUUUUUAAGCUUCUGGCCCCCAUUCUCGCUUUGAUUCCAAAGCACUAGGAGCACUUUAUGUUUCCUUUGGAGGGAAGGGAGUGUUGAGCAAAAAAAUAAAAAAAGAAGGGGAAAAAAAAGGGCUACAGGCUCAUUGUUCAUAUUGCACUGAAGCACAUAAAAAAACCCAUCUGAUCUUCCUCUCAUUAGGAUCACAGGUGAGGGCAGUGAGUCUCAUCGCUUCGGCGUACUCAUGAGCGACUAGCGAACCUUUUUGGUUUGUUUUUAUUCAUUUUUGUGUGGACAACCAUUGAUCUCAGAACUCUGACCGCUCACUUUGGGGCUGGUCUUGUGUUUUACUGAAUUAAUUUAUAGCUGAGAAGGACAAUGACCCCCCCCCUUUUUCUUUUUUUUUUUUAAUCCAUAGUUGCCUUUCAUUAAACUUUUACCCCUCCACCUUUCUUCCCCCCUCCACCCCCUUUUUUUUUUUUUUUUUUUGGUAUGGUUUACCAGUGUUUCAGCUUUGCAACCAGCUAUCCACUGGUUGCAAUAGAAAGCUGUGGCCAAUGAAUGUAUCUAUUUGUUGUUCUUCAAUAAGCUGUAACCAAGCACUACUCUGAAAUAAUAAUAAUAAUACCAAUAACAAUAAAAUUUUCUGUGCUAUUG